AUGGGAAGCAGGAAGCGGGAGCUAGCCAGAGACGGGGAGACAAGGUGUGCUUUUCACCAUCUACGCCGAUUCCAAGCAAGCUUCCCGUUGGGCACAACCUCCAUAUCCACCCAUGCGCUGGCAGCGCUGCGGCAAACGAAUACUCGAACUGGCGGACAAUCGUGGACGACACGAUGGGACGGUAGUGAGCUUUUAGCAGCGGAAGAGGGCUGGUUUGAAGAUAUUCAUCUCGACUGCUACACCUCCCGGACUGCUACACCCCCCGCGCUCGUUCUUCGAUACAGCAACUCUCGUGUCGUGUCUUGCCGUGGGCCAACUAUGGCCACCGUUUAUGUCAGCAGUAGUGCGCGCUACCCAAGCGCACUGCGGAGCUAUGCGAAUGUAGAGAAGUGGGGAGGACAAGCUCAAUGGGGCUGGGAGGAAGAGCAAUUGUGUCGGGGCUGGUGUCCUGCAACUGUCUAUCGACACCAGCAAAGGACUUCAAUACCUUCAACGCGUCCGCCGUCAUUCAGAGCUGACGGACAGUACUCGCUCUUAAAAGCGCUCGGGAAUGCUUUGGGAAGGAGAACAACUGCCUCGCUUACUAUUGAGGAUGGCUUGCUGGAAACGGAAGAGUUCGGGCCCUGCGGGCGACCACCAUGUGUGAGAAGUUACAGCCGGCGAGAGAGACUUCAUCCACUUCCGUUACCUCCGCAACUGGUGCUACCUUUGUUCCUCACGUCUAUUGUUCGCUUACACUGUCGCGGACAAGUCUAAAAGUGAGGAGUCCUCUUCAGCGCUAAACCCAUGCCAACGACGGAUGCACAGCUGUUCUUAUUCCGCACCCAGCGUAAAGCGCUCUUCCCCACUGACCUCAAUGCGGAUGACUGCCUGGCCAUACUGUCGGAGUAUGACUCGAAUCCACCCACCGCACGGACAGACGCCCAUCUAACUCAUAAAUCGCCUAUUUUUCAUCCUCUUAUUUACCUCCUUCGUCUCCGCCUCCAUCCACCUUGCCUGUGCUCGCCACCUUCGCCAUCCGCGUCGCUUUCGGCCAUCGGCCAGAUCACGUGCCAGGCCGGCCUCCGCCGUCGGAAGGCCGAUUUGUUCUCAAUACAUCUCGACGAUUGUGACGAUGUAUCUCUCCCGAUACAACAGCUGGGGCUCCCGCCGCCGUAUCUCCAUGCGAACCACAGUGUAUCCUCUCUACCCAAUUCUUUUGGUCGUCCUAUCCGAAGCAGAAGGCUUUCGUCGAGCGCAUUUUCUGGGCAGCCGACCGACAGGCCAAAUAUUUCGAUGUAUCUCUCCCGGUACAGCAGCUAUGGUUCCCGCUGCUAUACGCCC
This is a messenger RNA of Mycena indigotica, 1323 nucleotides long. RefSeq lists its product as uncharacterized. Bases 1 to 756 code for a protein of 251 amino acids. NCBI's taxonomy places the organism in Eukaryota, Fungi, Basidiomycota, Agaricomycetes, Agaricales, Mycenaceae. The record is from RefSeq and is a predicted model, not a curated record. The transcript has 5 exons.